This is a messenger RNA of Panicum virgatum (switchgrass), 902 nucleotides long. Its product is annotated as protein yippee-like. The record is from RefSeq and is a predicted model, not a curated record. Gene Ontology annotation, cellular component: ubiquitin ligase complex. Lineage: Eukaryota; Viridiplantae; Streptophyta; Magnoliopsida; Poales; Poaceae. The coding region runs from base 280 to 669 and encodes 129 amino acids. The transcript has 5 exons.
UCCCCACCCCCCACCACGCCGGCCCACCGCCCACGCCAUCCCACUCCGUCCCACCCCCCCCCCCCCCCCCCCAGUUUCCCCACUCGGUUGCAGUUGCCGCGAGCAGACACCACCGCAAAUUCUCGCCCCACUCCCAAUCUCCGAUUCGAGGGCGCCGGGGGAGGGGAUUCCGGGGCGCCGCGAUCGCGAUCGGACCCGUCCGCGGCUGGAAUCGUCGAGGAGCCUAGAGGGAUCGAAUUGGGGCGGAGUGGGGGGAGCGAGAGAUCGAGAGAGGCGGCGAUGGGGCGGCUGUUCCUGACGCACCUGGACGGCAACGUCUACAGCUGCAAGCACUGCAAGACCCACCUCGGCCUUGCCAGCGACAUCAUCUCCAAGGCCUUCCACUGCAAGAACGGGAAGGCCUACCUCUUCCAUAAGGUUGUCAAUGUGACUCCUGGAGUAAAAGAAGAUCGCAUGAUGAUGACAGGAAUGCAUACUGUUUCUGAUAUCUUCUGUGUUGGCUGUGGAUCCAUUGUUGGAUGGAAAUAUGAAGCCGCACAUGAGAAGAGCCAGAGGUACAAGGAAGGAAAGUAUAUUCUGGAGAGGUUCAAGGUGGCAGGCCCAGACGGAAGCCAGUACUGGAUUGCACAUGAUCCUCAUUUGGCCGGAAGUGAUGCCGACGAUAUAUGAAGAGGGAUUGGGCAAGCUCAAGCAUGUUUGGUCAUCCCCUGUAAAUAACCUGGGUGGUGUUGGUCUUUAGCCAGCCGGGGAUUGCUCCCAUUGAAAGAAUCCCCGGCGUAAAUGUUGUUGUAGGUGACCUGGUCAUAUCCCUCCCUAUUUCCCUGGAACUUAGUUGGAUGUUUCCGUCUGUAUAUGCUUGUAAUCUCUGUUGCUUAAUGGCCCAAUAAAAAUCCGAUUAUCAA